Molecule: messenger RNA, 2204 nt
Organism: Schizosaccharomyces octosporus yFS286
Lineage: Eukaryota; Fungi; Ascomycota; Schizosaccharomycetes; Schizosaccharomycetales; Schizosaccharomycetaceae
Product: kinesin-like protein Klp9
Exons: 2
Coding region: 89-1999 (636 amino acids)
Biological process (GO): microtubule-based movement; mitotic sister chromatid segregation
Cellular component (GO): mitotic spindle midzone; kinesin complex; nucleus
Molecular function (GO): ATP binding; plus-end-directed microtubule motor activity; microtubule binding
Source: RefSeq, a predicted model, not a curated record
CUGUCUCGUUCUUUUCCUCCAAGUCAGGUGGUUUCUUCUCUUCCUUUUCGUAAACCAUGAAUCGUAGUAGUCUCCAACGAACCGGCCUAUGAUUCAGACGUUUUUACGAGUAAAAAAGGCUCCUCCCCAAUCCGAGGAUGAUGAUGCCUCUCAAACCUACGGUUUCGUUACCAUUCUUAAUGACGAUGAUGUCGUCUUAGUUUCCCCAGAAGAUUCCCAUGCUUUUCGUGUCUCCAAAUCCAAAACCUCUGAAAAAACUUCCUUUUCCAAGGUUUUCUCCCCUACUUGCUCUCAAUGGGACGUCUUUGCUUCUAUUUGCGCUCCUCUCCUCUCCCAGUCUCUCUUUCAUAUGAACGAUGCCCUCUUGUUUACCUUGGGCGUCUCCGGUGCCGGCAAAACUUAUACCCUCUUUGGUCCACAAUCCCAUCCUGGCGUCGUUUACCUCGCCCUCGAUGCCCUCUUCUACAACAUCCGUGGCCGUGAAGCCAGCUUUCCCGUUGUCGAAUCCCUUCGCUCCAAACUCGACAAGUCCAAAGUUCUAGAGGGCUCCAAGUACCUCAAACAUGAUUCUCCCCAUCCUAUCCAACUUCCCCCUCCCGACGCUUAUGCCUCGCUUUUCCCCCAAAAACCUGAUCCCUCCUUUCAAUACGCAAUCUAUCUUUGCUUUCCUGAAAUUUACAACGAUCGCAUCUUCGACUUGCUCGAAAAGCCAAGCUUCUUUGGCCAUCGUCACGCUCUCUCUCUCAAAAAGUCUUCCUCUUCCGACAAAAAAUCCGUCGCCGGCAUUCAAAAGGUUUUCCUCGCUAACCCCCAAGAAGCUUUUCAACUCGUUCAUAAAGUUUUGCAAUUGCGCAAAUCUACUUCCACAAAAGCCAACUCUGUCUCCUCCCGCUCUCAUCUCGUCGUUUCUAUCGAGCUCUUUCGCUUGCAGUCCGCUAAAAAUCACAUCGAAAGCUGUCAACUCGAUUUGGUCGACCUUGCCGGCUCGGAACGAACUCGUUCCGCCGAAACUUCUGGCUUACUUCUCCGAGAAGGUGCUAGUAUCAAUAAGAGUCUCUUGACCCUAGGUCAGUGUCUCGAAGCCUUGCGUCGUAAACACGACGGUAGACAGCACAUCAUCCCCUUCCGUCAAAGCAAAUUAACCGAACUCCUUUUUCAUUCCGGCCAUUUGUCCGGCACUGCUAAAACUUGCAUGCUUGUCAACAUCGAUCCUCUUGGAAGUUUCGACGAAAACGCCCAAGUCAUGCGUUACAGUGCAAAUGCCCGUGAAAUCAUUCCUAGCCAAUCCCCCUCUUACACCGACAAUUUCAUGUCUCCUUCCUUAAACCAUUCCGCUUCGCAAUCCAAAUCUAUAUCCUCGGAAGCAAUCCAAGUACAAAACGAGCAGUUAUUGAGAGAAAAUGAUUGUCUUCGUCAACUUCUCGCUGACGCUGACGCCGAAAUGGUAAAUCUAGAAUACCAAAUUCGUGAACAAAUGACUCGUGAAAUGGAGGAACGAGUUUCACAAGUGGAACAAACUUUCUUAAAUCGAAUGCUUGAGGAAACCGCUCAAGGAAUCGAGUAUACUGAUCAGAAAAUCGAAAAAAUGGGUGAAUGGGUGCGUCGAUUACAACAGGGCAACAAAGAGAAAGACGAAUGCAUCACCCAUCUCGAAGGUAUCAUUGAACAAUUACAAGAAGAGAAUAAUGAUGAACAAAAGCCUGCUCUUCAAGAUACAAGUAAUUUGCAUUAUAUCGAUAACAAUCGUCGUUCUUCUCGUAAACUUCAUUACGAAGAUAAACAAGCUAUUGAAGAGGCUCAUAAUCUUCAUACCAAAAGGAAACUUUGGCCUGAACCGACUUUAUUACAAUCAUCUGAAACCGAUGAAGAAGAAGGCAAACCCGAAACCAAUCCGAAAAAGAAAUCGCCCUCUCCGCUGAAACCUCUUAGCCCUUCAAGACGGCCUCCGUUAGCUAAGAUGUAUAGCCAAACUGGCGACGUCGAUAUCAACCAACUUUAACGUUCCUCUGUUUUUUUUUACGAUCUGUUGACGUUAUAUUUAAAGAUGAUUGGUUUUACUUUGUCUUUUGUAUUGUUGUUGUUGUCUUUUUAUUAAUUAACACUAAUGAACUUGUUUACGCUCUGUUUGAUUUCGAUGAAUGAAUAAAUGUUAAUUUCUUAUUUCCGUAAAAUCAUUAAUAGAGAACAACAGUAAAUGCUUUGUC